AUGUCAACGUACUAAAAAUUUGGGACUAAGUAUUUUGGUUUCACUCCUUCACUAAAAUUUUGCCCGCUCUAUCACUCCAUCGUUUCACCUCUUUCAUCACUAAUUUUUUCACAAUUAAUUUCUCUUCAUCUCUCUUCUCCAUUGUUACGACUGUUAUAGGCUCAGAUCUGAAGAGAUAAUAACUACUGUUGUAGGCUCGGAUACUAAAUCGAAGGCGAAGAGUUCAUUCGGUGUUCGAUCGAAGCCAAGAGGAAGAUUUUGGUAUUUGAGUCAAACUUUAGAUCCUCACAUUAUUUUCUGCGAGUUUGAUAUGGUCUAGUUAUUAAAUGAAACUGAAUAAAAUUUUAUAACAAAUUAAAUGUAUAUAUUCUUUGGUUGUGGAGCUUCGGUGUUGCUGUAACAUGGACAAGUCUUGGGUUUGGCUUCAAAGCAUUGAGUAUGAGCAAGGAGCAACUGAGUUUGUUAAUGCAGCAGCAAGGAAGUUGGGUUAUCCUCCCACCAUGUUUUGUCCAUGUAUUGAAUGUGUGCCAUCAACCAGCAGAUACAGUAAUUGAUCAUCUAGUGAUUAGGGGUAUGGAUCAGAAGUAUAAGAGGAAUUCAUGGUGAUAUUAGGGAUAAGAGAGAUGAUGUUCCGAGUCCAGUACUUGAAGCUUAUGAGUUGUUUAGAACAACUUUUUAUGACGAUGAGGAAAAAUUACAGUCUAGGAACGACAAUGGAGAUCAAAUGGAGUUCAGCCGGAUGUUGAAAGUAAAGAAGAUUUAGAGUUUAAGAAGAAGUUAAACGAUGCUGAAACUCCACUCUAUGGUAGUUGUCCUAACUAUACCAAAGUUUCUGCAAUAAUGGGUCUUUACAGAAUCAAAGUGAAGAGUGGGAUCUCGGAGAACUAUUUCAACCAGCUGUUGCAAAUGGUACACAACAUGCUACCUGAAGAUAAUGUCCUUCCAACAUCCCUAGAUGAGAUGAAAAAGUUCUUGAAGAUAUUUGGUUUUGGGUAUGAUAUGAUUCACGCAUGCAAGAAGGAUUGCAUCUUUUACAGGAAGGAAUAUGGAGAUAUGAAGAGCUGCCCUAGAUGUAGUGCUUCUAGAUGGGGAUUGGAUAAGCACACAAGUGAGGAAAAGGAAGGGAUCCCAGCUAAAGUCCUUAGGUAUUUCCCAAUAAAGGACAGAUUCAGAAGAAUGUUUAGAUCAAAAAGAAUGGCUGAACAGUUGAGGUGGCAUUUCCGUAAUGCUAGUACUGAUGGAACAAUGCGACACCCUGUAGAUUCAUUAACUUGGGCCCAAAUAAAUCAUCAAUGGCCAGAGUUUUCUGCUGACUCGAGAAACCUACGACUCGGUCUAUGUACAGAUUGUGUGAAUCCGUUUGCUAUUCAGAACACGAAGUACAGUACGUGGCCAGUAUUUCUAGUGAACUACAACAUGCAUCCGACAUUGUGUAUGAAGGAAGAAAAUAUAAUGUUGAAUCUACUGAUUCCUGGACCAACUGCACCGAGCAACAACAUCGAUGUGUAUCUUCAGCCACUGAUAGAUGAUCUAAAGGAUCUAUGGAAUGAAGGUCUUGAGGUUUACGACUCAGUAUCUAAGGAGAAUUUCAUACUUAAAUCUAUGCUGUUAUGGACUAUCAGUGAUUUUCCAGGGUUAGAGACACUUGCUGGUUGUAAAGUGAAAGGUAAACAAGCAUGUAAUGUCUGUGGAAAGGAUACACCAGAUAGAUGGCUGAAGUUUAGUCGAAAACAUGUUUAUAUGGGCAAUAGGAAAUGGCUCAGACCCGGGCAUCCUUAUAGAAGAAAAAAAAAUGGUUUGAUAAUUCUGUGAAAGAAGGGCAAGCACGUAGAAUUCAGACUGGUUCUGAAUUAUUUGAGACACUCAAAGAUUUUAGAAAUGAUUUUGGAAGACGGUUAGAGAAUAAAAGCAAAAGGAAAAGAUAUGAGGAGGGUGAUAAUAAGGAGCUUUCACAGGAAGAAUGUGAAGAAGAGUCUGAUAAGUGGAGGUGGAAGAAGCGGUCUAUUUUACUUCGAACUACCUUACUGGAAGUAUAUGCCGGUGCGACACAACAUAAAUGUAAUGCAUGUAGAGAAGAAUGUUUCUGAUGCCAUGUUAUCAAUUAUGAUGCAAAGUGCAAAAUCAAAAGAUGGCUUGAAAGCAAGACAAGACCAGGAAGACAUGGGGAUUAGAAGCAAUCUACAACAGAAGUACGUGACAAGAAAAAUUACUUACCACCUGCUGCUUAUUGGCUCUCAAAGGUAGAGAAAACAAAAUUUGCAAGAGGUUGUCUAAUUCAGAGGUCCCGAUGGCUAUUGUGAAAAUAUUGCUAACUGUGUUUCAGUUGAUCCUCCUGUAAUUGGUGGUUUGAAGUCUCACGAUCACCAUGUUCUUCUGCAUCACCUUUUACAUGUUGCUUUGAGAGGCACUCUGCCUAAAGGUCCUAGGAUAGCCGUGAAUAGAAUAUGCAACUUCUUUAAUAGAUUGUGUCAGCGUGUCAUUGAUCCUGAGAAGCUUUUAACAUUAGAGGCAGAGGUUAUUGAGACAUUGUGUCAACUAGAGAGGUUCUUUCCACCAUCUAUGUUUGAUAUCAUGUUCCACCUUCCUGUACAUCUUGCAAGAGAGGCACGUUUAGGUGGGCCAGUACACUUUAGAUGGAUGUAUCCCUUUGAGAGGUACAUAAAAACAUUAAAGUCGUAUGUAAGAAACUAUGCUAGGCCAGAAGCUUGUAUGGCUGAGGGAUAUUUAGCUGGAGAAUACGUUGCAUUUUGUUUGGAGUUUCUGCAAAAUUCAGUCCCAGUUGAGGAAGAAACCAAACGUAAUGAAGAUAUUGAAACAGAUCCACUCAUUCUUGAAGGUCGUCCCCUACAAAGGGCUACAGACGUUAGACUCACUGAUAAAGACAGAGAAAUAGCGCAUAGAUAUGUUCUAAUAAAUACUGCAGUUAUGAGUCCCUAUGAUGAUAUGCAUUUAGAAGAGUUGCAGAACACUGACAUGCGAUGCAGAAAAAAUGAAACUCACCUAUGGAAGAUGCAUGGGGAAAGGUUUUCACAGUGGGUAAAAGCAAAGAUCCCCACUAACUCAAAGGCUCAUUCCACCAAGCUUAGAUGGUUAGCAUUUGGACCAAGGAGUAUAGUUCAGAGCUAUAAGGGGUAUAUUAUUAAUGGACAUCGGUUUCACACGGAGGACAUAAAGCGGAAGACUCAAAAUAGUGGAGUCACAUAUUAAGCUUUCACCAUGUGCAGAUCGACCGCACGAGAUACUAAUCAGAUGGCUGAUAUAGUUUCGUAUUAUGGAGUGAUACAAGAAAUCAUAUUGCUAGACUACCACAUGUUCCAAGUUCUAUUAUUCAAAUGUAAAUAGGCCAACAAAGGGAAUGGUGUGAAGGAAGAAGACGGCUUUACGCUUGUGAACCUACAUGUAAACCAAUCAGCAUUUAGUCAAGUUCCGUAUAUUUUGCCAUCCCAAGCAAAACAAGUGUUCUAUUCCCAAGAAGAAGACUCCUCACCUUGGUAUGUAGUUAUGCGGGCACAACCAAGGGGGUAUCACGAGUUAGAGACAGAAGCAGAUUUUUUUGCUGCACCAUCAAACAUCCAAGAGAUUGACGAUUCAGAGAAUUUGUCUUCUGACGAUGAGAGUCUAUAUGUUAGGGAUGAUUGCGAAGGAGUAUUAGUGAUGGAUUAAGAAGAUUUAUCACUUUUAGAUGUAUAGAGUGACUAUUAAUUGGCUUAUUGAUAGUUUAUUAUUAUUAAUGUUACAGUUGAUCCAAGAUGAAUAGACGUAGCAAGCGUCAGCAAGGCUUGGAAGUGUCUCCCAUCGAAGUGAUAAAAGCCUGACCAAGGAAGAAAGUUCCAGAAGUUGCUGAAAGUUCCAGAAAGGAUGAUGAGGAGGUUGAAACAAGACCGGUGCAGCAUUCAACAGAACAAGUGAUUGAGGAUGAAGGACACGAACAAGGGCAAGAGGAAACUGAACAGACUGAGCAUCAGUCCACUGAAGAUUGUCAGACCCAGCAGUCAGAAACAAAGAAGAGGAAAACAAGAGGACCAACAAAGAUGAAUCAAGUGGCUAAAAAACAUGAAGAGAAGGUUCAAGUUGAAUUUACACGUCUUGGUGAACAUGUAGGGAAAGGCUCAGUCACACUUUCCUCCUUUCUUGGACCACUCGCGAGGGAGCACAUACCAUAUACUCUGUCAGAUUGGAGGCACCUUGAUGAGCAAACGAAAUACACCUUAUGGGAGGAAAUCCAGGCGAGGUUCGAUGUGUCAAAAGAUUGGCAAAAAGAUUGUAUUUUCAAACAAAUGGGGUCUACAUGGAGAGCUUCUAAGUCUAAGCUUCUUACCAAAGUGCGAUCAGCAAAGAGUAAACAACAUGUCCUUAACUUGAAACCAGACAACAUCCAAUCUGUGACAGCUUGGACAAACUGGGUUAAGAGUAGGACAUCCACGUCUUUUAAGGCAGUUAGUGAAAAAUAUAGGACUUUGAGGUGGAAUCAGAUACCUCACACCACCAGCCGAAAAGGAUUGGUUUGCCUUGCUCAUGAAAUGAAGAAAAAGAGUUCUGACCCUAGCAAGGUAACAAGAAGUCAAGUCUGGGUAGCAGGACAUACACAUGCAGAUGGGAGACCUUUUAAGCCAGAGUUUGAAGUUGUUAUUGAAAAAAUAAAAACAAUAGAUAGUCAGAUGGACACUACUAGUAGUAUCCGAGAUGAUGUUGUGAGUCAAGUAUUGGGAAAAGAUAAAUCUGGGAGAGUUAGAGGAAUGGGCAGAGGGAUAACUGCUACCAAGCUAGCAUUCAUAGAGGCUAGAGACACACAUGUGGAAAAGCUUGAAGCAACCCAAGCAGAAUUGCUCAGCCAGGUUCAAGACCUACAAAAUGUAGUGCAUGGCUUAGCUGCAGGGAAAAGGCUUGAUGACAGUUGCAACACCGAGUCCAGUACUGUUAACAUUGGAGGACCACAGUGUCAGCUGUUGGAAUGGUAUUCAAAGGUUGAGGUUGUUGUCGGUGAAGCAGAAUUCUGCUCUGCUGAUCCAAUGUACAAUAUUGGACGUAUUUCACUUGGUCCCAAUGCAGCAGCUGUUACGGUGAAGUCUGUAUCAAACAAAGAAACAUCCCUCUGGAGGCUUACACCAACUAUGACUUCACUUGGCGACGCAGUUGGAUGCAAAGUUGCAUGGCCCUUUAGUAAGAUAAUUCUGGACAAUAUGGACUCACCAGAUGGAAUUAAGACUGCUAGUUCGUCGGCACCAAAUGCAUUAGAUGAUAUGAUCCUCAUUUUUGAUUGGAAUUCGGAGGAUGAACUCAUUGCUGAGGGUAGUUUGGUUUCAACUGACCCAAAAGAACUGGUCAACAAUAUUACUUUGGGUCCAAAUUCUGCAAUUGUGAAAGUUUGUAAAGUGGUUAAGAAAGACGCUUUUCUAUGGAGACCGAGUGUUGACAAGAGUCUCAUGGGUGAUGUCCUAGAGGAGAACAUCGCAUGGCCUAUUCAUAAGAUACAGCUCAUUCAACCACAGUCCGGCAAUGAACCUGCAGUUUCAAAAAACUCAUCACCUAAGAGUACUAGUGUUAGUUUAAGUAACAACACCAACACCAUCAACGGUGGAAAGACGAAAUGCAUUCUCUUAGAUUGCUCUGGAACAAGAGAAAAAGUUGCAGAAGGCAGAGUUUGUUCUACAAACCCAUCAUAUGUCGUCCAUUUUGUUCCAUUGGGUGCUAAUGCUACAAAGGUUUGGGUAGAAGUUUCUAAGGUUGGAGAUGCACCAGUCUGGAGACCAAAUUCAGAAAUCGAGAUCAUUGCUGAUGCAUUAGGUACUAUAGUGGCUUGGCCAAAUGACAAAAUUGUUUUUAUCUGAAACAUUGUCUUUGUGACUGUACUAGAACUAGUUAUCAAAUGUGGCUUUUCUUAAUAACUUGUUAUGUUUUCGUUUGAAACGUUGUCAGCUGUGGCUUGGCUUAUUAAUAACAUGUCUUU
Messenger RNA from Camelina sativa (false flax), 5947 nucleotides. RefSeq lists its product as uncharacterized. The record is from RefSeq and is a predicted model, not a curated record. Lineage: Eukaryota; Viridiplantae; Streptophyta; Magnoliopsida; Brassicales; Brassicaceae.